This is a messenger RNA of Ictalurus punctatus (channel catfish), 3472 nucleotides long. It is a transcript of the gene wbp1la, whose product is annotated as WW domain binding protein 1-like a. Lineage: Eukaryota; Metazoa; Chordata; Actinopteri; Siluriformes; Ictaluridae. The coding region runs from base 371 to 1396 and encodes 341 amino acids. The record is from RefSeq and is a predicted model, not a curated record. The transcript is spliced from 4 exons.
GUGGUGUAAAACACUAACAUUGUCAAAGCCCUGUCAAUAAUUAAAGUAUACAACUCUGAAGACAAAAAGAUUAAAACACCUUGCGUAUAGUGAGUGUAAAGUUUUUGUCUGUCUUCAUGUGUCCCAAGUGUCUGAUAGACUGACAGGGAGAGGCAGCACUGUCAUCCUGUUUACUUGCAUUCCCUGGCAUGCGUCGCUGUGUUCUAAAUGCUGUGAGUAGGGUGUGUGUGCUUAAUUUGAGACCAGCCAUCAGACUGGGAGUACAAACUGCACUGUACUAUGUGUGGCUGCAGAAUUGCCUGGACUUGACCUUCCUUUUGUGUCUGUGUCUGUAAGCUAAGGUAGCUCUUCAUUUUUUCAGGAAUACAGUAUGUCUUUUCAUACGGCUCUCUACCAGAACAAGUUGCUGUGCAUCGGCGUGAACAACCAGACCUAUAUCUGUGAUUCGGGGCAUUGCUGUGGAGAGUCUCAGUGCUGCAGCUACUACCAUGAGCUGUGGUGGUUCUGGCUGGUCUGGACUGUCAUCAUCAUCCUGAGCUGCUGCUGUGUGUGCCACCAUCGUCGCACCAAACAUCGCCUGCAACAGCAGCAGCGACAGCAUGAGAUCAACCUCAUUGCCUACAGAGAGGUUCACAACUACACCUCACUGCCCUUCUACUUCAGGUUUCUGCCCAGCUACCUCUUACCUGCAUAUGAGGAGGUGGAGAACAGACCCCCGACUCCUCCUCCUCCAUACAGUGCCUCUCAACCAGGUCAAAGCACAGAUUCGGUCAGCCCUGAGCAAAAUGAUGAGCUGUGUCCAUCGCUACAGACAGGUCCUACAGCCUCUGCAUCGGAGAGCAACUCCACUGUGCACUGCAUUGAUGAGACCAAUCGGCCUCCUGCUCAUCGGCCAGCAGGUGACGCGCACAAACCCUACCUGAACUUUGAGGAGGAUAGCCAGCAGCAGCAGGUUGCAUCGGCCACUUUACCCGAGAUAAUUAAGAACGGCAAAGAGUCCUCAAACUCUCGGGAUCAGGGGCUUGAUUUUUGUCCCGAGAGCAAGGAAAAGACAUUGGGGCGCCAUAGACGCUUUACCGGAGACUCAGGAAUCGAGGUGUGCGUAUGCAGCCGUGGGCCAGAUGAAGGAGAGGAUGAGGAAGGGGAUGAGAUGAAGGAACUUGAGGGACUUCUGGACAGCGAGGAGUUGCAGAAGCAGGACUUCUGUGAUAGUUGUAACCCACAUAAUGAUGGCCUUCAAGGGCCAUGUGAUGAGGAGCAGGGCUUUACUUGCCCAGAGAGGAGCCCUGAGCACAGGGAGCCUCCCCUCCAGCGCCUCCCUAUCAGCCUUCAGUUACACACCAUCAACGAACAGGAAGCUCCUCAGCAUGACAACAGUGCAGAUCCCCAAAUCUAAGCACCACCACAUACUAAAGUGACUCUCUGUGGUUUGCGAUCUCCCUUUACUUUCUCUAUGUACUGUUGCUUUUUACUGUCUGUGUGUACGUGUGUGUUGGAAGUGUGAAUGUUAUGCAGUGUUGUUCGAAUCGUCUCAGAAUCCAGCCAAGACUUUUUCAAACUCAGGCUGUGGUCAAGGACACUGCAGAAAAGAAACGUAUUCAUUUGUUGGCUUAUAACCUUUGCUUACCACUCUAAACACGGUGUAGGUAAUGUUAUUACUUAAUAGACACUUAAUAAACCCAACGGGGGGUCAUUGCUCGUGGUCAACAAACAAGGGGUUUCAAAGGCUUAUGCCAAUAUUUAAAUAAUAAGUGAUUCAGGUGCUGCUGUUCAAAGCUGACGUUGUUUGUUUGUUUAGGGAAAUUUAGUAUAAAUGUUAAACUGGAAUUAAUUUAUUUAAACCCCAAAUACACAGAUUUUUUGGUGUUCAGUUUGUUAUUCCCCCUUUAGGUUUUCAUAAAGUUAGACAAAGCCAAUACCACAGUUUUCACAAAUGACUAGGGAAACUGGCUGCUAGGUGUAUACACAAGAUGUUUGUUUGUUUAUUUGGUUGGUUGUUGUUUUUUCAAAUCUUCCCCAAUAUAUCAGUCUAACACUGUCAAUGGUACAAUGCUUUAUUAAUUGUUCACUCUGUUUUUUUUCACUGGAACUAAGAGGACCGAACCUGUUUCUUCAUGACAAUGCCCUUGUACACAAUGCGCAAGGUCCAUAGUUUGCCAAGAACAGUGUGGAAGAACUCGAGUGACCUACACAGAGCCCUGACCUCAACCCUACUGAACACCUGACUGUGCAUCAGUUUUUCUCACUUGACAUUAGCGCCUGGCCUCACAGGUGCUCUUGUGGCUGAAUGUAUUGGCACCCAAGAUCUAGUGGAAUGCCUUCCUAGAAGAGUGGAGGUUUUUAUAACAGCAAAAGCGGGGGGCCAACUAUGCGUUAAUGCCUAUGGGUGGUCAGAUGUCCGCAUUCUUUUGGCCAUGUAGUGUAUAUUCAACUAAUAUCUGAUCUACAUAGUGAACAGUCUUAACUGGAUUUACAAAUAACAAAUCUGAUAUUUGAAUAUGAAUAUUUAGCCAUGCUACUCUACUCAAAGGCACAAGAUUAUGCACUGCAUGAAUGCAAGAAAAGAGGAAAUGUGAGGACUGUCUCUGCAGCUCACACAAUACUUAAGCAGUCUUCCAGACUGCAUAAAUACUGUGUAACCUCCAUCAGUUCCUGUCAGAUAAAGUAUAUUUUUUUCUCCCCUCUUAAUACACUGUCAGAGGUUAGACAUACUGUAACAGUGCCCCGGUGGCCUGGUAAAGCUUCCUGCUUUCUGGAUUGAUUUAGUUGGUAUAUGUGCUCUUAAUGUGGCUGGCCUUAUGUUUCUUUUUUUUUGUGCGCAUAUGUGUACUCAGCUUUAUCACUUUUUCUUUUCUUUUAUUUUUUUAAAUAAUACAUUGUCAAGAAUCUGAAUUUAUCACAUUGUAUUCAGUAAGUGAGCAAUAGAGACUGGCAAUAAUUAAGCAGAGCAGUUCAAAUAAAUAUUGCCUAUGUUGUGUAAUAUUUUCUGCUAACAUGGUUUGCAUACUUUGCUGCCUUUGUUGUUUUCUCAUUUGCUUAAUUGAAUAUUUCAGUAGGAUUCUUCUAUAAAUCUGAAUUUAAGGCCAGUGUGGGAUAACAGAGCUUCAUAUACAAGAUUUAGUCGUGAACUAGUGUGUAUCAGACGUUGAUUGCUGUAACCUUCUUAUCAAAACUGUUUUCUCUGCUGAAUUGUUGACUUGAUUAAGGAGUAAAUCUAGUUUCUUUUCCUCUGUACCCCAGUUUCUAGCCCUGAAAUGAUACUGAUUCAUUAAUAUAUUGCAAACCUUUUUUCACUUUGACAGUGUAAAGGUGCUAUAAACAGCAGUUUGUGCUGAUCGCAGAAGAGGUUAUACAGUGUCUUUCUUUAUAUGGAACAUGCUCAAGUAGGGUAACUUUUGGCUUUGAAUCCCCGAACCUCACUGACCAUUCUGUAGUCAUAUCCUUUUACUUUACUGUACAGUUUUUCCUUUUU